Molecule: messenger RNA, 4206 nt
Organism: Eriocheir sinensis (Chinese mitten crab)
Lineage: Eukaryota; Metazoa; Arthropoda; Malacostraca; Decapoda; Varunidae
Gene: SMC1
Product: structural maintenance of chromosomes protein 1A-like
Exons: 17
Biological process (GO): sister chromatid cohesion
Cellular component (GO): chromosome; cohesin complex; nucleus
Molecular function (GO): DNA binding; protein binding; ATP binding
Source: RefSeq, a predicted model, not a curated record
AUUGUUUACAAGUUGUUGAGUGUUGGCGCCAUUUUGCCGAGAUGGCGGGGCGGGAGUGAGCACCCCUGAGCAUCCUUCAGCAUCCCUCAGCCUCCCCGAGGAGCCACGCCGCCGCCAUGAGUCACUCGCGGCGCCCCAGCAAGAUGAAGGCCAUCCUCAAGUACAUCGAGGUGGAGAACUUCAAGUCCUACCGAGGCUUCUACCUGGUGGGCCCGCUCAAGCCCUUCACGGCGGUCAUCGGGCCCAACGGAUCGGGCAAGUCCAACUUCAUGGACGCCAUCUCCUUCGUGAUGGGUGAGAAGACGUCCAGCCUGCGAGUGAAGCGGCUGAGUGACCUCAUCCACGGCGCAUCCAUCGGCCAGCCCAUCAGCCGCUCAGCCCACGUGACAGCCGUCUUUGAGAUGAGUGACGGCAAGGAGAAGCGCUUCACCCGCAUGGUGCAGGGCUCAUCAUCCGACCACAAGAUUAACGGAGAGGUCGUGAGCAGCCAGACGUACCUGAAGGAGCUUGAGGCACUGGGGAUCAACGUUAAGGGCAAGAACUUCCUCGUGUUUCAGGGCGCAGUGGAAUCCAUUGCUAUGAAGAACCCGAGGGAGAGAACUGCACUGUUUGAGGAGAUUAGCGGGUCUGGUGCGCUCAAGGAGGAGUACGACCGGCUCAAGGCAGAGAUGUUGAAGGCUGAGGAGGACACACAGUUCACGUACCAGAAGAAGAAGGGAAUCGCCGCGGAGAGGAAGGAGGCCAAGCAGGAGAAGGAGGAGGCCGAGCGCUACCAGAGACUCAAGGAUGAACUGGGCGAGAAACAGGUGGAGAUGCAACUCUUCCGCCUGUACCACAACGAGAAGGAGAUCGCGGAGUUUGAGAAGGAGGCGCGGAGGAAGCACGGAGACCUGGAGAAGGUGGAGAAGAAGAAGGAGAAGGCGGAGGAGGUGCUGAAGGAGAAGAAGAAGGAGCAGACGAGGGUUUCCAGGGAGAUGGCCAAGAUGGAGCAGGACAUAAGGGAGCUGGACUCUGAGGUCAACAAGCGUCGGCCAACCUUCAUCAAGGCCAAGGAGCGAGUGACCCACAUGCAGAAGAAGGCCGACUCAGCCCGCAAGUCCCUGGGCCAGGCCAUCAAGGCGCACAACGCACACAUGGACGACAUCAGGGAGCUGGAGGGGGAGCUGCAGGAGGUGGAGAAGAAGAGGGCGGAGUUUGAGGACCAGGUCUCGCAGGACUCAGAGAGCCAGGGCAAGAGUGUCCAGCUUGAGGAGGUUCAGGUCAAGGAGUACCACAAACUCAAAAACGCUGCCGCUCGGAAAUCUGCACAGUACCUCCAGGAACUCGACUCCAUCAACCGCGAGCAGAAAUCCGACCAGGACCGCCUCGACAACGCGCAACGCCGCACCGCCGAGAUCGAGAACCGGUUACGUCAAAAAGGCCACGAGCUCGAGGAGGCACAGAAACGCGUCGAGAAGCUUAUGGACCACAUACGACAAUCCGAAACUUCCCUUGAGGACCAGCGGAGACUACGGCAGGAGCUGGUCUCGGAUGUCGGGUACAGCAAGGAGAGGAUCACGCAGCUACAGGAACAGCUGGAGAACGUCACGGAGCAGCUCGGAGACGCUAGAGUAGAUAAACAUGAGGACUCGCGGCGGAAGAAGAAGCAGGAGAUUGUGGAGAACUUCAAACAGCUGUACCAGGGAGUGUACGACAGGAUGAUCAACAUGUGUCAGCCUAUACAUAAGAGGUACAACGUUGCCAUCACCAAAGUCCUCGGCAAGUACAUGGAAGCUAUCGUCGUAGACACUGAGAAGACAGCCCGGCAGUGCGUCCAAUACCUCAAGGACCAGAUGUUAGACCCUGAGACCUUCCUCCCCCUCGACUACAUCCAAGCCAAGCCUCUGAAGGAGCGGUUACGUAACAUCAAGGACCCUCGUAACGUGAAGCUCCUCUACGAUGUUUUGCAGUACGACCCGCCGGAGAUCAAGCGAGCGGUUCUCUUCGCGACGAAUAACGCGCUGGUUUGCGAGACCCCAGAGGACGCGUCGAAGGUGGCGUACGACAUGGAGGAUGGACACAGGUACGACGCGGUGGCGCUCGACGGUACGUUCUUCUCGAAAUCCGGGAUCAUCAGCGGAGGAAGUCUCGAUCUGGCGCGGAAGGCGAAACGCUGGGACGAAAAACACCUCUCGAAUUUAAAAUCAUCCAAGGAAAAGUUGACUGAGGAGUUACGUGAGGCCAUGAAGAAGUCCCGUAAGGAGUCGGAGCUGAACACGGUCGAGUCGCAGGUCCGGGGUAUCGAGACGAGGCUGAAGUACUCGCGCACGGACAAGGAGACAACGGAGAAACAGAUGGCGCAGUUGCAAGGGGAGUUGGAUCGCCUGAAGAAGGAGUUGGACACCUUUGAACCGCAGCUACAUGAUAUUGAGAAGACCAUGUCAGAGCGAGAGGCCCUCAUGAGCGACGUCAAGGAGAAGGUACGUAAUGGGGUUUCGGUUUGGGGGGUUAAUGGGUUUGGAUUCUCCUUGUAGAGUGUUGGAUCCUAUUUGGGGGCACAGACCGACCGGGCCAACAAGCGUCUGGAGUUUGAGAAGCAGAAGAAUCGCAUCCUGAACCAGCUGGAGUUUGAGCGAUCGCGUGACACCCAGAGCAACGUCGCGCGCUGGGAAAGGGCAGUGCAGGAUGAUGAGGAUGCCCUUGAGCAGGCUAAGCAGGCCGAGCAGAAGCAGAUGGCGGAAAUCGACAAAUCCAUGCGUGAACUGGACAAGAAGCGUUCCGAGAAGCUCGCCAAGAAGAGUGAACUUGACGAGAUGGACGACGACAUUGGCAAGGCUCGGCGAGAGGUUGGGGCCAUCGCCAAGGACAUCCAGAGUGUGCAGAAGCAGAUCAACUCCAUAGAACACAAGAUGGAGCAGAAGAGGGGGGAGAGGCACUCCAUCCUCAAGCAGUGCAAGAUGGACGACAUCCUGGUGCCCAUGACGCGCGGCAACAUGGAGGACAUAGAGAAUGAGGGGCGGGAGGCGGGGGAGUCCCUGGAGUACUCAUCCGGCCUCAACACACAGGUCAUGUACGAGAAGGAGUCCCGGAUUGUGAUGGAUUACUCACUGCUCUCGGAGACCCACAAGGAGCUGGAUGACUCGGAUGACGUGCACAAGGUGGAGAAGCGGAUGCAGAAACACAUCAACGACCUCAUCAACACCAUCCAGCGCAUCCAGGCCCCUAACAUGAAGGCAAUGCAGAAGCUGGACCUGGCGCGCGAGAAGCUUCAGGAGACCAACUCGGAGUUCGACAACGCUCGCAAACGCGCCAAGAAAGCCAAGCAGGCGUUCGAGCGUGCCAAGAAGGAACGCUACGACAGGUUCAUGGCCUUCUUCGAGCACGUGUCCAACGAGAUCGACGGGAUUUACAAGGCUUUGGCCAAGAACCCAUCCGCCCAAGCCUUCCUGGGCCCCGAGAACCCUGAGGAGCCUUACCUGGAUGGCAUAAACUACAAUUGUGUGGCUCCCGGCAAGCGCUUCCAACCCAUGUCAAACUUGUCAGGAGGGGAGAAGACCAUUGCUGCCCUGGCACUCCUGUUCGGCAUCCAUAGCUACCAGCCGGCGCCGUUCUUCGUGCUGGACGAGAUCGACGCGGCGCUGGACAACACCAACAUUGGCAAGGUGGCCUCGUACAUCUGUGAGAAGAAGACGCAGUUACAGACCAUUGUCAUUUCGCUGAAGGAGGAGUUUUACCAGAAUGCGGACGCUCUGGUCGGCAUUUGUCCUGAUCCUGGCGAGUGUCUGAUCAGCAAGGUCUUAACGCUGGACAUGGAGAGCUACCCACUACAGAAGGCCCCUGAGCAGAACCCCUUCGCAGCACAGCGGUAAAGAGACCUCAAAGAAGAGAGAAGAUGAGGGUAGAAGAGAAGAAGAACAAGGAGAGAGAGAAAAAGAAGAGAAAGAAGAGGAGGAGGGAGAAGAAGAGAACUUGAGAAGAGCAAAAAUAACACCAAGAAGAGAGGAGACAAAGAGAAGAGAGAAGAACAACAACAACAAGAGGAGGAGAGUAAACAGAAAAAGAAGAGGAAGAGAAAGAAAAGAGAAGAGAAAGAAGAGAGAUAGAGAAAUAUAAUAAUAGGUUUAAGAAAUAUGAGUUUACAGGACACACACACACACACACACACACACACACACACACACACACACACACACACACACACACACACACACACACACACACACACAC